Molecule: messenger RNA, 4516 nt
Organism: Asterias rubens (European starfish)
Lineage: Eukaryota; Metazoa; Echinodermata; Asteroidea; Forcipulatida; Asteriidae
Product: patched domain-containing protein 3-like
Exons: 2
Coding region: 327-3038 (903 amino acids)
Cellular component (GO): membrane
Source: RefSeq, a predicted model, not a curated record
UCCCGUUGAUUUGAUUGAGAAACUUAUAUUGGGGUCACGUAGCACCAAGUAAUCACAAAGAGUGUUCGUCUGAAAUCGUGUUGGGCUGUUGAUAACGUUCUACUUAGUCUUGGCCAUGGUACCUUGCAGAGUGUAGUCUAGAUUUCAACCGCGCGUAGUACACUAUCCAGAAUCAAGCACCAUAGUCUUGGGCCAAGAAUACGUUCUACUUGGCUGCCAUGCUAUAUCAGUAAAACCCGAAUUUGAGCAAGCUUUCCAGUGACACAACCCCUACCUUUAGGCGACGGCAAGCAAAAUCCUAUGACAGCUAACUGACGACAAGCAACAUGGUCUUUGCCUGUAUCGAAAGAGCGAUGCGGUUGGCUUUCUUCAACUAUGGAGGCUUCAUCGCUAGACAUCCGUAUCCAUUUCUGAUAUGUCCUCUCUUACUAACUGCAAUCCUCGGCCCUGGCUUGAUCUUUCUUACGGAAGAGCAGGAUGUCGAGGACCUUUACACGCCGGUAAACGGACAAGGGAAAACGGACCGAGCGACGGUCGAGGAGUUGUUUGCGCAAAAUGGUGACAGCGACCCGUUGUUGUCACGGAUUACCAGGUACGGGAAUGCUCUUCUACGGAUGGAAGACGGCGGGAACAUCCUCGAGGAAAGCGCAAUUCAAGAAGUCCUGAAUCUGCAUGAGAUUAUUAUGGAUAUUAGUAUUCAACAUGACAGUAAAAAAUACGGCUUUUUUGAUCUUUGCUCCAAGGUGGAUGGAGCUUGUAACGAAAAUGGCGUGUUGUCCGUGUAUAAGUACAACUCGUCCAAGGUGUCGGAGAUUGCCCUGACGUAUCCUCUUUACAAGAAAGAUGCAAACUCUGUCGUAUUCCUUGGAGGAGAACUUGGGGGAGUGAAGUUCAAAUCAAUGUCUUCUGAUGAGUUACAGUCGGCAGAAGCUUUGUUACUUACUUACAUCUUAUUGCAAGAAGACGAACCGAAUGAUUUAAGGGCUGUUCACUGGGAAGACGUAUUCAUCAAAGUCGUUUCUGAGUUCAACUCAUCUAAGAUGAUUGCUGAGCGUCUUGUGUCUACAACGAUUGAAGAUGAGCUGAAUGACGCAAGCGCUGACAUCAUCAGAGACUUUUCCAUUACGUUGGGUGUUUUUGUGACUUUUACUAUUUUAUCAUGUAUGAUGUUUGACUGGGUUAGGAGCAAGCCGUGGCUAGCUGCAUGUGGCGUCUUAUCGGCGUGUCUUGCACUGGUAUCUUCAUUUGGUCUCAUGUGCUACGUCGGUGUACCUUACGUCAAUGUUGUGGGGGCAGCACCAUUCCUUAUAAUUGGCAUUGGAGUUGAUGAUAUGUUCAUUAUGUUAGCUGCUUGGCGCAAGACGAGCACCAGACUGACUGUGGAACAACGCAUGCGUGAAGCAUUCUCCGAGGCCGCCAUGUCUAUUACCAUAACGUCUGUGACUGAUGGCUUGGCCUUUGGGAUUGGAACCAUCACAGUUUUUAAGUCUGUGAGGAUAUUUUGUUUGUAUUUGGGUACUGCUGUUCUCUUUGAUUACCUGUUUCAGAUAACAUUCUUCGGGGCUUGUAUGGUAUUGACCGGUCGGCGGGAGGCGGCGAACAGACACUGCUUGUGUUGCUAUAAGGUCAAGUCUAAGAUGGAACAAAAUUCUAUCUUUAUCAUCUCUCGUUCGGGUACUCCGGAGCAACGUGGGGGCCCCCACGUCGACAGUGGUCAUGCUACCCGGCAACCAUCCUCACGGAUAAUACCCACAAGUGAGCAUGGUGUGAUGGUAUUCUUCAAGAGGUUCUACGGGCCUAUCAUCACAAGUUGGUGGAUGGUAUUGAUCGUUAUAGUGCUGUAUUGUGGCUACUUGGCCAUAGCUAUCUUUGGAUGUACACAGAUCGAGAUGGGACUGAGUCUCAGGAACUUAGCGCGUGAUGACUCGUAUGGGGCUAACUACUUAGAUGAUGCGCGUUUCUAUUUCACAUCGUACGGCCCUCAAAUCGCCUUAGUUUUUACAGAGCCAAAAGACAGCUGGCAUCCAAGCAUACAGGACAUCAUGGAGCAGACUCUUGUCAAGAUGGAGGAGACUGAGUAUGUCCACGGCAAGGAAGAGAACCUCUCUUCAUCCUGGCUUCGUGCCUAUCUCUCGUUCCUCAAGUUGAAUGGGUUACAUGAACCAACCCAGACCCAGUUUAUCAACACACUCAGGGAUAGUUUUCUCAAACACCCCGCCUACCAACAUUACUCUAUGGAUAUUGUAUUUAACAAAGAUAACACUAGUAUUGACUCUUCAAGAUUCUUUGUUACCACUAAAGAUUUAGAUACCACAAAUAAAGAGAGUUCUAUGAUGACAACGCUGAGGGAAGUUGCAAAUGAUGCCGAGAUCCCGGCCAUUGUCUACAAUCCAAAUUUUAUCUUCUUUGACCAGUUUAUUGCAAUCUAUCCAAACACCAUGCAAAAUCUUGGUAUCGCCAUCGGCGCCAUGUUUGUUGUAUCUCUACUGAUGAUCCCAAACCCCAUCUGUUCUAUCCUCGUCACUCUCUCUCUAACAUCCAUCGUGACUGGGGUGGUCGGCUUCAUGGCUCAUUGGGAUGUGAACCUCGAUAACAUCUCCAUGAUCAACCUCAUUAUCUGCAUAGGUUUCAGUGUGGACUUCUCCGCACACAUCAGCUACGCCUACGUAUCAGGGAAUCAAGGCUCACGUCGUGAGAAUGCCAUCCACGCUCUCUACUCCCUCGGUAUGCCCAUCGUUCAGGGAUCCCUUACCACUAUUCUAGGCAUCUUAAUCCUCGCAUUCUCAGAAACUUACAUCUUCCGGACUUUCUUUAAGACAAUGUUUCUCGUGAUCACUUUGGGAACACUUCACGGUAUUGUCUUUAUUCCCGUCUUCCUUAUGCUCAUCAUUCCGGCAAAGGAGCAGAAUACUGACCAGUUCCCUGAUAGGGAAAACCCCGUACCCAUUGACAUUAAAAGAGCAGCUACAAAAAUAGUUCCUAUAUGGAACCCCGGGUUCAUUGCUUAUCCUCCGACGAGAGGGUUAGAUCGCCGGUAGAUCAAAUGCCAAAUGGGAGGAGGUUGGCCGCUAGACAAACGUCGCCGUAUCCUCAGCCUGUGUAUUAACUUGUACGUCUUUAAUUAUAUGGCCCUUUUCGAACUCACGGCUUCAGCUUUGGAUUCGGCUUUACGCUUCCGUCCGCUCUCUCGUCUGAAGCUGGUGAGUGCGUACGCAAAGCACGCGCGAUAUGUAUUGUCAAAACAACUUCCGCAGGGCCAAGCUAGCCUGUGUCGAAUCAUGAGCCGAAGCCGUGGUUUCGAAAAGGGCCUGUGAGUGGAACAUUCUCAAAGCCAGCACUUAAGACGACUGGGUUAAAAAUGUGUAAACAUUUGUCACACUUACACAGAUUUAAUCUUAGCUUAAAACACAUAUAUAUAUAAUAUUUAGGACAACCAGUUUCCAGGUGAGCCUAGACUUGACUCGAGUGAGAGAGGUCUCUAUAAGCAUAUCGCACCAACUACUACCAAACAAGCCGUAUUAACCCUUUAUCAUGCUGUCUCCAUCGCGGUAAUUUUCUUCGUAACGAAUAACAAUAUAAUGAAUGCUAUUCAUAAUUUUGAAAAUAAGACCCGGACUAUUUUCUCCUACCAGCCUCGAUUUGGUAUCAUUGAUAAAAUGGGAGAAUUUCAAGAUGGCUGCACCAUGAUGGCUGCACCAAAAUGCGGUCCCGAGAAUGGGAAAAGGUUUGGGAAUCCAGAGCUUUACAGAGCAAUAGUUUUCUGGCGAUGGCACGGGAUUGCGACUUGAGUCAAGUCUAGGUUCAGCCUGAUCCAGAAAUGGGUCAGGCACCAUGGGACCUGGGAUUCGGGUAAAAUGUACACGAGAGUAAAAAUUUCUCCGAAAAAAAUUAUUUCAUGAAUAUUUGACAAAGGAAUUUUUUUUUUUGAUUUUUUAAUCUAAAACUUUCUAUCAUUCUUUUUGCAAUGUAUAAAGAUGAAUAAUAUAACACUGACUUAAAAGUCUCACACAGUGUCUCUAUAUAUACAUGUAAGCUCUCCAAAAAAUGUUUUCUCUAAAUGUGAAAUAGUCUCCUGGAGAAGGGGUUUUGUUGAUGACAUUCAUUUUGACACUAUGGCAUCGAGUCAUAAAAACGGUGUAUUGUAAACUCACAAAAAUUGUUUACCCCCGACCACAACCACGUUGCAAUACAGGUUUAUAACAAAAAACGUGUGAUCGCAUGUAAAAGGCACUGGACACGUUUGGUAAUGGUCAAAGACCGGUAUUCUCGCUCGGUGUGCUGCAACAUUUACAUCAAACUUGUGAAACGUUUGACUCAAUUUAUUGUUCAUCGCAGUUGCAAGAAAAUAAUGAAAGAACAAAAAGCACAAGUGUGUACUUUCAGAUCCAUAACAAAAAGGCUUCAGCUAUUGAGCGAUGAUCGAACUAUCUCUUUCUUACAAACGUUACUUCAGAGGGAGCCGUUUCUCAUAAUGUUUUACACUAUCAACUGGGCCCAAUUUCAUGGCUCUGCUUAC